Messenger RNA from Cryptomeria japonica (Japanese cedar), 932 nucleotides. RefSeq lists its product as uncharacterized. Bases 142 to 570 code for a protein of 142 amino acids. The record is from RefSeq and is a predicted model, not a curated record. The transcript has 3 exons. NCBI's taxonomy places the organism in Eukaryota, Viridiplantae, Streptophyta, Pinopsida, Cupressales, Cupressaceae.
AAGUUGCCAUGACAUUUGGACAAACAAGAUGUGUGAAGGUCAUUGGGAUUUGGCAAAAUACACACUUUCCUUCUAUCAUCCCUCAGAUAUACAAUUUCCUGUUCUACGAAAAUUUGAGGGCAUCGUCUGCAUUAAGCAACUAUGAGUUUGAAAGCGUUUUGUUCACGCCCAAUUCUUCACAACAACUGUCUACAACAUCGCAAUUUCGAGCCCCUGAAAGCAGUUGUAGGUCUUGAAAGAAGAGCACACUGCACUCUUCCAGUAAUAACAUCCAGAAUUGUUGAUAAAAGAGGAAAGUCUAGGCCAAGCAAUAAUAAACUACAAAUUGUAGCUGGGCUGCCGCUGGUGUCGAGCAUUCCCAUUGUGGGUCCCAUCGUCAAUUUCGUUGUAAAUCCUACUGUGUUCACUGUAAUUUAUGUGUUUGGCGCUAUCCGGUUCAUAUUAGGUUUCUCACGGACAACUUAUUCUGACACGGUUAUCAAUCGAUUUGGCCUGACAGCUAUGUGGCCAGUCUUGUUUUUGGCAUCGAAGUCAUUUCGUGAAAAUUUCAGGAAAGCUGUUACAAGCUAGACAGGAAUAUAUUUCAAUUAUGUGCUGAAAGUUGCUGUCAUUUAAAUGGAUCUUUCAUCAGGAGCCCAGACUGUUCUUCACUUUUUUCAUAGUUCUGCAAAUGUUAGCAUGCUGAAGUUGUUUAAGUGUUUUCUUUUUAAUACGGGAGUGAUGGAAAUUUGGUGGAAAUAGUCGUUGUGAUCAUAUUUUAUUAAAAAGCCAACAUGGUAACUGCUUGUAAACGUAUAUAAUAAUGCUUGUUUAAGGAGCAGAUCAAUAUCUCACAUUAAUUGGUGGGAUAUAUCUGCAGAUGAAAUUUUCUCAAGUGUCAGUAUUUUUAUGAUCACACACUCUCGCCCUCCUAUAAAUUCAUUUUCCUGUUA